AUGUCUACAAUAAAGUCUCUACCAUCCACCAUUAGAGCCCUAUUGCAGGCCGAUCCUACGUCCACAGAGAUCACGCUCGUUGAGCGUCCACUGCCAACGCCAAACCUUGAAAAGGGUGAACACCUGAUCCGCGUCUACGCUGCAUCUCCCUGCGCAGGAGAACUGAGAUGGCCGAGUAUGGUUGACAUCCCAGGAAAAGAGAUCAUUACCUGUGACGACGUUGCUGGCGUAGUCGUAACCGCCCCGACGGAUUCCCCCUUCCAGGGCGGAGAAGAAGUUUACGCUCGCACAAGCUACUGGCGCCCAGGAUGCGCACGCGACUAUGCAAUUGCCACCACUAACGAGUUGGCCCGUCGACCUCAGAAUCUAAGCUGGGCAGAGACCGCGGCAGUAGCUCUAUCCGCGGAAACAGCGUGGCAGGCUCUGUUUAAACAUGCUGGGGUAGGAAAUUUUGGUAGUCUCAAUUGGAAAGGGAAACGAAUCUUGGUGACGGGAGCUUCAGGGUGUGCUGGUAUGUGGGUUGUUCAGAUUGCAGCUCUUACCGGGGCAGAGGUUGUGGGAACAUGUGGUCCAAACAAUAUCGAAUUCGUCCGAUCACUGGGUGCUAAAGAGGCGCUUAAUUAUCGGACAUGCAAUUUUCAGGAAUGGGCGGAAGAGAAGGCAGAGCGCAAAGUUGAUGUGGUCAUUGAUUGUGUCGGUGGAAAGUCAUUGGAAGGUGCUUGGUGGUGUAUCCGUGACAAUGGUAUAAUUAUGAGCAUCUCGGAGCCGCCAGAGACGAAACGACCAGCAUCGCUAGCUGCAUCUGGUGUCAAGGAUCUUUUCUUCAUCAUGGAGCCGUCUGGAGCCGAUCUGGCAGAAGUCACAAAGCUGAUUGAGGAGGGUAAGUGUCGACCUAUUGUCGACAGUGUCUGGCCUUUGGAACAUUUCCAACAGGGAUAUCAGCGCAUGGAAAAUGGUCAGACCCGAGGGAAAGUCAUCUUCGACCUGAUGAUGAACACGCCAAAGCCCAAUGGGACAAAGUUUUCUCCCACACAAGAGAUUUCUCAUCCAUCUUCAUUCGCACUCAUCGGCACCUUGUAAUCAACAUGUGAAUCAACCCAACAUCGAAUCUUGAUUGGAGGCGGUUUCUGUUUUGCUUCAUUAUCUCGAUUUAUUAUUACCAUCAGAUAGGGGAUCCCUCUUUCCAGCGCUUCCGGAUGGAUGAUGUACGCACUUGGUGCUAUUGCGAGAACUAGUUAGUUUCUGGCCCAAGCGUUUAGUCGUCUGCAUUGCUGCCCAACUUAGG
This is a messenger RNA of Talaromyces stipitatus ATCC 10500, 1285 nucleotides long. RefSeq names its product zinc-binding oxidoreductase, putative. The record is from RefSeq and is a predicted model, not a curated record. The transcript is spliced from 3 exons. Bases 1 to 1080 code for a protein of 359 amino acids. Gene Ontology annotation, molecular function: oxidoreductase activity. NCBI's taxonomy places the organism in Eukaryota, Fungi, Ascomycota, Eurotiomycetes, Eurotiales, Trichocomaceae.